AUGGGUCGCAUCAAGGACAACUUUGGCAUCCUCUACUUCGGGGUAGCUGCGGCCCUGUAUUUCAAGCCAGAGUAUGCCAUUCGGAACUCGAGCAUUGCAACUUUCGCGGUUUUGUUUGCGAUCAUCACAGUAUCGAAGAUCAUCUAUCAACUUAUACUAUAUCCCCAAUACUUCACGCCGUUGAAAGACAUUGAAACACCGCCGGUUCGACACUGGCUUACCGGCAACACAUCGUCGAUGUUUCUGCACACGCCGUAUGCACAAAUCCAGGAGUGGAUCAAGAGUGUCCCCAACGAAGGAUUGAUCCGAUAUUACAUUGUUGGAAACAUGGAGCGAGUGAUACCGUUGAGUGCCAAAGCACUGAGCGAGAUUCUUGUUACCAAAGUGUACGAUUUCGAGAAGCCCGAGGCAGUGCGAGCUAGUCUGGAGCGGAUCACUGGGAAUGGAGUCCUGCUCGCCGAGGGCGAAGACCACAAGCAGAUUCAACGCAAAAACCUCAUGCCGGCAUUCUCCUACCGCCACAUCAAGGAUCUAUACCCAGUGUUCUGGUCUAAGAGCGCGGAGAUGGUUCGACUCAUCGAACGAGAUCUAGCGAUCAGGAACUCUCCCGACAACACCAUCCAAGUGCGCAACUACUCCAGUCGCACGACACUCGACAUUAUCGGAGUGGCGGGCAUGGACCACGAUUUCGACUCACUCCGCAACCCAGACAACAUGCUCAACCGGGCAUACAGGAAGAUCAUCGCCCCGCCAUCUUUUUUGUCCCGGAUCCUCCUCGUGGCCGUCAUGCUCUUCGCCAAUCCAAAGCUUGUUCAGCGCCUGCCCACGCAGCGCAAUAAAGAGAUCCAAGAAGGCGGAGACGACAUCCGCAACGUAGCACGGCAGAUGAUCCGCCAGAAGAAGGCCAAGAUGGCAGACCCCGGUGCAAAGACCGGCGUCGACAUUAUCUCCGUGGCCCUGCAAAGUGGCACUUUCGAAGAAGAGAACCUUGUCGACCAACUCAUGACAUUCCUAGGCGCCGGCCAUGAAACAACCUCGGGGGCCCUCCAAUGGGCCGUCUACGCCCUCUGCAAACACCCAGGGAUCCAAACCCGCCUCCGGGAAGAGGUGCGCGCACAUCUCCCAUCAAUUUCAACCGCAGACCCCAUCUCCGCAGCCGCAAUCGACAACCUCCCCUACCUCCACGCCGUCUGCAACGAGGUCCUGCGCUUUUACCCCUCCGUACCCACCACCAUCCGCAAAGCAGCGCGCGACACCACGCUCGUGGGCAAGCACAUCCCCAAGGGCACGUUCUUGAUUAUCUCCCCGAAGACUCUCAACCACAUGGAAGAGCUGUGGGGGGCCGAUGCCGGCCAGUUCAACCCGGACCGGUUCAUGAGUCCUGGGAAUGCCAACAUGGGCGGCGCGACCAGCAACUAUGCGUUUCUGUCGUUUUUGCAUGGCCCGCGCGGGUGCAUUGGCCAGGGCUUUGCGAGGGCCGAGCUGGCUUGUCUACUCGCAGCUACUGUUGGCCACUUUCACAUGGAGUUGAAGUACCCGGAUGCUCCGUUGGAGCUUAUGGAGGGUGCGACGGUCUCUCCGAAGGAUGGGGUUCUUGCUAGGUUUACUCCGCUGGAGGGAUGGUAG
Messenger RNA from Penicillium alfredii, 1626 nucleotides. Its product is annotated as cytochrome P450. Gene Ontology annotation, molecular function: iron ion binding; oxidoreductase activity, acting on paired donors, with incorporation or reduction of molecular oxygen; heme binding. The transcript is spliced from 3 exons. The record is from RefSeq and is a predicted model, not a curated record. The coding region runs from base 1 to 1626 and encodes 541 amino acids. NCBI's taxonomy places the organism in Eukaryota, Fungi, Ascomycota, Eurotiomycetes, Eurotiales, Aspergillaceae.